GGAUCCCAGUGGCUUUGUCUCCGCCUCCACGCUACUCAAAUACCAGCGCAGAAGCAAAGCUUGCUGUGCUCUCAUCACAGCAUUAUUGCUCUGCACUCUGGUGUCCAGUUGUUGUUGGGACGCAAUGGCAGAUGAAAGCUUUCAGCGGGACUUCCUGGAGGCGCACAACGCCUACAGGGCCAAGCACGGCUCCCCACCCAUGGCCCUCAGCCAGGAGGUGAGCGCGGCGGCCCAGUUGUGGGCAGAUCGCCUGCUAGCUUCAGGCGCCAUGCGGCACAGCAACACCGCUGACGGAGAAAAUAUUUACACCAAGUGGAGCUCGGCCACCAUUGAACUGACAGGAAAAGAAGCUGUAGAUUCCUGGUACAGUGAAAUCAACAACUACAACUGGAGCAGACCAGGGUUUAGUAGCGGCACGGGUCAUUUUACUCAGGUUGUGUGGAAAGAAAGCGUCCACCUGGGAGUCGGCAUGGCAACUGAUGGCCACCAGGUCUUUGUGGUUGGCCAAUACCGACCAGCUGGCAACAUGAACAGGCAGCAACACUUCAUGGCAAAUGUCCUCCCGCCAGCUGAGGGAGGAGCGAGUGGAGAUGACACUCCCUGCAAAGUGAGUGGAGAUGACACUCCCUGCAAGGUGUGUGGAGAUGACACUCCCUGCAAAGUGAGUGGAGAUGACACUCCCUGCAAGGUGUGUGGAGAUGACACUCCCUGCAACGUGGCAGCAGGACAGCCAGCACAGACCUGCACACUGCAGUAGAAGACCUGGAACAACUUUGUGUACGCCUGUGACAAGUGUGUCAAAGAAAAAUAACUAUUAUUGACAUUACACUAUUUCCACAUAAGGCUAGCAGACAAAAAAGUUAAAAACAAUUUUUUAAAAAAAACUCAGCUGCAUGCCAAUAGUCCUUAUAUUACAUAAAUAUUAUAAAUGAGCAUUAAUCCACUAAACUGUACUUCAAACAUGCUAUAUUGCGCCUUUAAACAAAUAUGAUUAUUCAAAGAACCUUUCUUUGAUAACUAAAAUACAAUUGUCAGUUUUUAAACAUGUCAAAAUGAUGACUAUCAUCACGCAGUUACACCAAGUGCUCGCUUGGGGGCAGUGUUUCCACCUGAGGAAAUCCCGGCUGGGACCGGAAACACAUUCCUUUUGCACCGGCUUCUUCACUCAAAAAAUACAAAAAAACAUUAAAACAUGUAAACAAUAUCAUAUAUCUUUUAAUGGUUGGAUGAUUAUUCAAAGAAACCUUCUUUAAUUACUAAAAAUAAAAUUGUCAGUUGUUAAACAUGUCAAAUGAAUGACUAUCGUGCAGUUACACCAAGUGGUCGCUUGGGGGCAGUGUUUCCACGUGAGCAACCCCCUGAUGAAAUCCCGGCUAGGACCGGAAACAUUCUUUUUUUUUUUUUUUUUUUUUGGGGUGUUUUUUUAUUUCAUUGAACAACAAACAUACAUUUAUAAUUGACACAAAAGUCAAGGCACUUUCAACAUCAAGGAAAGAAAAAAAAAGAAAAAACAGAGUAAUAGUACUAAAAAAUAUGAGAAAAAAAAAAAGACAAAAAGGGCUACGUAAAUCACUGUAAAUGUUUCGGAAACAUUAAUUUUGCGCCGGCUUCUUCACUCAAAAAAUACAAAUGGCGCCGCAUGUUGAAAACCACUAAAACAUGUAAGCAAUAUCGCAGUCUUUUAAUGGUCAGAUGAAGCCUCGUCAACGGAUUGGUUCGAUAAUUUCUUGAAACUUCAUGCGUAACUCAUAACUCUAAAUAUUUACCCGUUUUAAAUGUUUGAGCCCACAUUAGAUUAAGGAGCCUUAGUUGGACGUUUGCAUGUGGACUGGGUUAACUGGGGACGGCGUGGUGCGGUUGGGAGAGUGGCCGUGCUAGCAACCUCAGGGUUCCUGGUUCGAUCCUCACCUUCUACCAACCAAGUCACGUCCGUUGUGUCCUUGAGCAAGACACUUCACCCUUGCUCCUGAUGGGUUGUGGUUAGGGCCUUGCAUGGCAGCUCCCGCCAUCAGUGUGUGAAUGUGUGUGUGAAUGUGGAAAUAGUUUUAAAGGUUGAAGGUAGAAAAGCGCCAUACAAGUAUAACUCAUUGACCAUAACUGUCUCACGAGAAGACGCAAUAAAUUCAGAAUGCAAAAGUGAUAGCUCUAUCCUGGAGGAGAGACUCCUUGUCUAUCUUCAUGUCAACUUUUAAGUUACAACGUACAGAGGUUGUUUUCCGGUCACUUGCACAUGAACAUCUCCUUACAUGGUCAGGUGGUACUCUCCUGAAUGAACACACACCCAGACAAAGUAAGAAGGAAUAUAAGACUGUGGUUCGGCUCCUCCAGGUUAGGAGUGCCUAAUUUUUUCGACUUGACCUACUCCAGGUACUGCAGUCCUGUCUAAUGACGCUCGCUUGUAAUAAAGCAACUUUUGGUUGAGUAAAGCGUCUCCGACAUCACUUUUGAUCCAGCCGCACUGCCGUGUCGCCCUUCUGUCCGGACGAGGAUGACAAGAUGUCGCGACAAUUGCCGUGGUU
Molecule: messenger RNA, 2519 nt
Organism: Entelurus aequoreus (snake pipefish)
Lineage: Eukaryota; Metazoa; Chordata; Actinopteri; Syngnathiformes; Syngnathidae
Product: Golgi-associated plant pathogenesis-related protein 1-like
Exons: 5
Coding region: 125-757 (210 amino acids)
Cellular component (GO): extracellular region
Source: RefSeq, a predicted model, not a curated record